AUGAAUGACUCCAACUGGAAGAAGACGACUCGCAUGGUGCCAACCUUGAUGACAAAGUGGAAACGCGUGCUCCUGGGCUUCCCACGAAGCAAGGAGUCCUUUGAAGCUUUAUCUGCAUCCACAGAUGAGGAUGUCCUUGAGGCAUGGCAGAAGGAGUACGACGACGCUAUGGAGGCUUGCCAAAAUGAUCCGAAGAUCAUGGACACCUUCGAUGUCCAGCUCAUGAAGGCCCCGGGUAAAGACCUCACCCAACUCAGACUGGCGGGCGAGGAGUCCGCCAAGGGCUUGGAGAAGGGCACUGCCGGAUGGUUGUCGACUGGCCUCAAAAUUCAAGAAGCACAGCUUAAGCUUGCGAAUGAUAUCCGCAAGGCGGGUCAAAAUCCGAGCGUGGCGGAGGACCUCAAGACUCUCGAGCGCCGUCAGCGCCUCGAAGUCAGCAUUCUCACAUUCCAACGUCACUCUGAGAAGUUCAUGGGAAGGUUGGAGGAUGUUCCCGCCAUGGAAGAUCGUGACGAUGGUGCGCUCUGGGAUUCCUUGGAUGAGAAUCUUUUUCAAAUACACCCGGAGGACGCUGAGUAUAGCGAGAAUGCAAUUCCUCCCGAGCGAGCUUCCUUGAAUUUACCUUCGCAGAUCGGAUUCGUGGCCACCGUCGCCAACGGGCUCCAGACCCUGGCGGCCCAAGAGUUGGAGUUGCGCAAAGGCCUGAUGAAUGACAUCCUCCACGAGCUUCGCAUGGCGCUUGGACUGAAGUCUUACCUCUACCGCAAGAGGGUUCGUCCUGCCAACAGCGUCGGAACCAUGACCCGUGCACAGGCGGAGGUUCAUGCUGCCGAUCAGACCGUCUUGGCCUGCGCCAGGCUCUAUUCCGCCAACCGACGCGCCAUUAUGCGCUUGGGCGCCACCGAUAAAGACUUGGCCCUCUAUCACCCUUUGGAUAAGAAGGACCUGCACGUGAAGACUGCCGUCAUCGAGGCUAGCACCUCCGGGCUCAGGAACGUCAACCUGGCUUGGUUCUGGACCAUGGAUGUCGCUGGAGAUCGAGGUUCAUCAGAAUGGAUGGAUGAGUUCUAUAGAGUGAAUUGGCUGCAUGCCAGAGCUCGAUAUGAGAGAUGGAGGGAGGAGCGUGUCUUGGUCCACUCGGAAAUGGCCUGGACCAUAGCCACCUUCAAGCGGAAUGUGGAACGAUGGGCUCACUGGCUCGAGAUGACGGAUCCUUCCUGGCGGGGUCAUGUUUGCUAUGCCGCCAGGCAAUCUUCAACAUCAGAUGCGCGCCCCUGCCUGUUCUCCAGAGGGAGGUUGCAGUUGGAAGUCUACACUUGGAGGAUCCAAGAAGCUGUUCUGGCACUGGAGCCUGACCCAGAUCACUUCACCAAGGUCCGUUGGGAGGAAGGCUUGUGCCAGGAGAUGUUCGCCGUCAGGGGUAUCUGUGGUGACCUCGCGUUGGCGGGUCAUGCUGACCAUAUUGACCAUGGCGGAGUUAUCGCCAGUGUCCUCACCGUCUGCACUUUCAAUCGCGAAGUUCUGCGCCCCAUCAGCAUUGACGUCAAGGCGAUUCCACGCCCCACCACCCUCGUUCCUCGUCCUAAGAACCUACUCGAGGAUUCACCCGACUACUGGUGGAAAUGGGAUCGUCAGGUUGGGCCGGCGGGGAGCCCUAUGGAGGCCUGGUGGUACAAACUUGGUGAUCCCUGGGAGAAGGUGUACACCGUCUCCGAGUCUACACUGGUGCAGCUUGAACAGCUGCAUGUUCGCGUCGCGAACCUCACUAGUUGGUUGCACGAGAGGACAGAUCAGAACCUGGAUGUGGUGCUGGAAGAGCUGCAGGAGGCAAUGCGGCAGCUGCAUGAGUUAGGAAUGUAA
Molecule: messenger RNA, 1860 nt
Organism: Sparassis crispa
Lineage: Eukaryota; Fungi; Basidiomycota; Agaricomycetes; Polyporales; Sparassidaceae
Exons: 8
Coding region: 1-1860 (619 amino acids)
Source: RefSeq, a predicted model, not a curated record